GUUUUUUUCUAUUAUUUAUUUAAAUGCUGCUUGUCAAUUUACAUAUUUGGGGCAAUUUUAAGAGAUAUUGUGGGUUGUUUGACAUGAGUUGGUAUGAGUUACUCACCUGCAGUGGUUCAGAUUGGUUCAAAGAUUCCAUCCUGAGCUAAUGUCUAUACAUCACAGCAGAAAUGGAAGUGUUGCUGGUUUCUGGAAUCUCAGAUGCAGAGGAAACUCAUAUCCCCUUCAGUGUCGUGGUGACAAACUCAGUAACGCCCUGCGAUCCGAAGACAUACAGCACAUACGUGCUUGAGAGAGGAAUCUUACUGGGUGGAUUGAGGAGACUGCAGGACUGUGACAAAGACUUUAUGUUCACCUACACAGAGGAUCCAAACUAUGGACCGUUCCUACAGAGUGUGAACGGUUUGGCUGGAAAUCCAGAGAAACAUACCUACUGGGAGCUCCUGGGCAAGAAACCCAAUGGCCAAAUCAUCAGACUUGAUGUUGGCAUUGGAUGUUACAUUCCCAGUGCAAACGAGGAAAUCAUCCUGAACUACACCAAGUACUGAAAAACAAGAUAACUGGACAUCAAAAUUGGACCAGAUUCAAGUGUAUCAUUAUAUAUUUCAUAAUUAUUAAU
Messenger RNA from Sander lucioperca (pikeperch), 619 nucleotides. RefSeq names its product transcobalamin-1-like. Lineage: Eukaryota; Metazoa; Chordata; Actinopteri; Perciformes; Percidae. The transcript is spliced from 5 exons. The record is from RefSeq and is a predicted model, not a curated record. Gene Ontology annotation, molecular function: cobalamin binding. Bases 171 to 548 code for a protein of 125 amino acids. Gene Ontology annotation, biological process: cobalamin transport.